GGUGCAGGGAGCGAGCCCUGGCGCUGCUCGUGGGUGGUGUGCGUGGAGCGGGGCUGCGGGCUCCGGUGAAAAGCGUCCUUUGUCUUCGUGUUUGGUUUCUUGCUUUGUUUUGGGUUUUUUUUCGCUGGGGUUUGAAAGGGUAUUUGGGGGCAUGUUUAGGCUGGAAAUAAGGGGGGUUCUGUUUGUAUUGUUCGCCUGACAAAAGACCCUUCUGUCGCGCUCAGUAAGUUGUGAAGCCUUUUGCAGGUUUCUGAUAAAUUUUGGGGGGCAAGACGGGUCUCGGCAUAACUCGGCAACUCGGGGUUUGGGGCGGAGGAGGGAGGCCACGGCUGGCGGAGCAGGCUGAGCGUGAACACGGAGUCGCCUCUGGGGUUUGGCCUGCCUGUUGACCCGUGUGUGCGCGCAGGUGUCCGCCGAAUGAUCGGCGUGUGCGUUUGUAAACGCGGAGCACGGCAUUGCUCACCUGCUCCGUGAAGGAGGGCUCUGAGCUGGCUGUGCCGUCUCUCCUCGUAUUUGGAGAAUACAAGAAUUUGGAGGGAGGGUAAAGGAAAGUAUUGGUUAAGGGUUACAGGCGUGAGAUCUAGGGUUGAGCGCAUGUCCUGUGGUUGUAUGCUGUGCAGAUACAAAACCAAGCCUCUUUACUGUUGCUGAGCUGGUCACAAAAUAACCUGUUGCUCCUAGGGAAGGAUCCUAGAGGUAUUUCCAACCUUGCGUUGUUAGAAGUAUCGUGUGUAGGAGCAGUGUGGUUUGGUUUUUUCAAUGGUGUUUUGAUACAGACUUUAAAAGGUAAGUCUAGUAAUGUACUUGUUGAAAGUUAUGUUGUCUGGAAAACUGGAUGCGCCUUCUAAGGUAGAGGUUGCCCCUUCAUGAACUUGGAAAGACAAGUGGAGAGAAGCGAAUGUUUCCAUUAAUUAUUGUCUGCGAUGAACUUCAUAUGCAUAAUUAGUUAAUGUACAUUCUUCGGUCUUCAGUAUUUUUUUUUUUUUCCCCACUACUGGUUAGUUCAGGAGUAUAACUGUACUGGUUGGAAGUGAGGGAUGUUACUCUCCCUGACCUUACUGCUGAAGAGCAGUUAAACAACCGAGUGUUUCCUUCAGUAAGCGUUGGAAGUAGCAUCUUCAGGAGUCCUUCCUAAUGUAAAGUUGGUAUUAACGAGGAUUCUAACUGGUAAUUUGGGAUUUUAGUGAAAAACGUUCAACUCCGUAAAUAGUUGCUAAAAAUGGUGACUAAUUUGUUUUUUGCUUUUCAAGGCCUCACAGAACCGAGUUGUAUGAGGAUCCUCCGUCACCAUGCUGCCCUAUCGUAUAUUCUCCAGACUACAACAUCACGUUCAUGGGACUUGAGAAACUGCAUCCAUUCGAUGCAGGGAAAUGGGGAAAAGUAAUCAAUUUCUUGAAAGAAGAAAAACUAAUUGCAGAUGACUUCAUUGUACAGGCACGGGAAGCUACUGAUGAAGAUCUCUUGGUUGUUCACACAAGGCGCUACCUUAAUAAAUUAAAGGCAGGAAAACUUGCUGUUGAUAGAGGCUGGGCGAUCAAUGUGGGUGGUGGUUUUCAUCACUGUUCAAGUGACAAAGGUGGAGGAUUUUGUGCAUAUGCUGAUAUCACACUGGCUAUAAAGUUCUUAUUUGAAAGAGUACAAGGGGUAUCUAAAGCCACAAUUAUUGAUCUGGAUGCUCAUCAGGGAAAUGGCCAUGAGAGGGACUUUAUGGAUGAUCAUCGGGUAUAUAUUAUGGAUGUGUACAAUAGAUAUAUUUACCCAGGGGAUGGAUUUGCUAAACGUGCCAUAAAACGCAAGGUGGAAUUAGAGUGGGGUACAGAGGACACAGAAUAUCUUCAGAAGGUACAUACUCACGUGGAAGGAGCAUUAAAUGAAUUAAAACCUGACAUCAUUGUUUAUAAUGCUGGGACUGAUAUUCUGGAUGGCGAUCCUUUGGGAGGACUAGCUAUUUCACCUCAGGGAAUUGUGAAGAGAGAUGAAGUCGUGUUCAAGGCUGCCAGAAGGCGCAGAAUCCCAAUCCUGAUGGUGACGUCUGGAGGCUAUCAGAAGAGGACAGCGCGGAUUAUUGCUGAUUCCAUCCUUAAUUUGCACAACCUGGGGCUUAUCGACAAGGAGCUAGCAACCAGUGGAGCUGAAAAUCCCAAGGUAGAGCAGAUGAUUAGAGACUCUGCUAAAGACUUAACCAACUUGUCACUGCAAUGACAAGUUACUAAAUUUUAGGAAACAACUUCCUGGUUUAGGAGCAGGAAGUCUCCACAUCAUUAUCAGGGUUAAUAUAACAUAUUUAAAAAAGACUCAGCUUGCCUGUAAAAUAACACAGUAGAGAUAACAUGCAGUCACAGAAUAGCUCUGUCUAACUUCUGAAGCUAUCUUGAGUAAAGGCAGCAAAUUCUUUUAAGCUAAUUGAGACACAUACUCAAGGGUACUGUCUUUCUAUUGGAAUUCUAUUAUAAUAUUACUGUAGAAAGCUUUUAAUUGCUUCUCUUAUUGUUAUGGGUAGUCUGUUAUGUUGAAAGAACUAUGCAGCUGGUAUCCAAAAACCGUCCCAGACCUAUUUUGGAUGAUGCAGUUUGAACUGUGGUGGGAGAAAUACAGACUAAAGCUACUGGCAUUUUUCUUUAGAUACUGCAUUUUAUUUAUUGCUUUUUCUAUUGAAAUACUGUUAUAAGAUGAGUUCUGUGCAGGCUUCAACUGUCAGUUUAGUAUUAAAGUUAAGUGCAACACUAUAAAAAACAGUUCAGUUGGUAGGUUUUUGGGCUGUAGCCUAUUAGAAUGAAAGUUCAUUAAUUUAUAUUUUAUUCCUGUUGUUGAUAGUGACUUAAAUCCUACUUAUAAACACCUUGAGAAAUAAAAUACGAAAUGCCUUUGGCUCCAUAUGCAAAUGAGCCAGAAGGGCUCAGCAUUAGCAGUCUAGUUUUUGCCUCUCUUAAAAUGAGGCCUGCAUAUAAAAGGCAAUAGUUACUAUGCAUCGUAAAUCACAGAGUAAAUAAACUACAAUAAAAUUAAAACUAAUUUUAGACUUCUGAGAAUUCUUGCAGAAAAUGUUAUGUAGAAAUGUAGGGUAUCUUUUGUUAUUGCUAACCUGUAAUGUAUAAAAGUGAAGGGUAAAUUUUGAUUUCUUUUUUUCCCAACUAGUGCUGUGGUUUUUUUCACUUGCUCGAAGAGUAAUGGUACUCAUAGUUGCAGUCAUAGUUGGUAACCAAAUUGUUCAUAUUUACAGAUAAAAAUACAGUGAAAUUUCUGCAUUAAUUUAAUGUGCUAACUUUAUAUGGGAGCUUCUAGGAGGAUUUGGGAACAAAAUAGUUUAUUCAAAAGCAAAUUCAGUACACUAACUGUAAAGUUUGGUUUUAUUUAAGUUGGUAUAUUUUGCAUUAGGUACUGUUUGUAGCAUUGGGUCGUAAACGUACUAAACUGUAUAUUUUGCAAGAGCUUUUUUAAAUUCCAAGUAUUCACUGAUUUGUAGUAAAAGUUUCACAUCAUGUUUAGGUUUGAGCCUUCCUAUGAAGGAACACCAGGAUUUUCCUUGUAGUAGAAUUGGUAUGUAAGCUAUUUAAGGAAUGUUUAAUUCUAAUGAGAAUACUUACCUCUCUUAGUGUUAAUUUUUAGAUUGAUGGGGUUUGUUAAUUGUAUGAACUUGCACAAUUGCUAUAAAUAUCUGCUUUAAAACAGAUUUGACAUAUUGCACUAAUCUUGAGUUGCAACACUGUUAUUAAAAAGCACUUUUAAAUUUCUUACUAGAAGGACCAUCAGAGUACAACUAAUGUUGAGAUUUAUUUUUUCUAUACUGUCUGAUGUUACUGAAAGAUGUUGUUCUUUCAUGUAAUUUUUAUAAAACUAUAAAUUACAUUUCUAUAAACUAAAACCCUGUCAUAGUACCAUAUGGUCUUUUCUAAAACAUUUUCUGUUUGUGUUAACAUGUUUAUAUUAUUUUUCCCUCGGUGGAGAUUAAAAUGAUGUUGAACAAUG
Messenger RNA from Harpia harpyja (harpy eagle), 3966 nucleotides. RefSeq names its product histone deacetylase 11 (gene HDAC11). NCBI's taxonomy places the organism in Eukaryota, Metazoa, Chordata, Aves, Accipitriformes, Accipitridae. Gene Ontology annotation, molecular function: histone deacetylase activity. Bases 1333 to 2202 code for a protein of 289 amino acids. The record is from RefSeq and is a predicted model, not a curated record. The transcript has 8 exons.